UGCAUUCCUUUUCGAAGGCAUCUGCACCAGUUCACACAAAACAACAUCUUAACAAAAUACUAUUUGGCAGUAGCAAUAAAUGACUAUGCAGGAGAUUCCCCUGUGCCACUAUCCCUUCCGGAGCCAGAGGAACCAGCUUCCCUCUAUCGCCCGCUGUCACCCGUCCCUCUGGCCACAUCCAGUUUCUUCAGGGGAGUCUGGGGCGGCUUCCUGUGGCCACCUAGUGGCUAAGCCAGGAACUGCGUCACUCGUAGCUUCCUGCAGGAGUGGGGAUGGCCUCCACGCGCCCAGAGCCACUGCAGCAUCCCUCAGAACUGGGUACCGCUCGGUUGCCAAGGCUUCCUGCGGCCCAUGUUUCCAUGGAGGGACAGAAAUCAGAGAAGGCUGUUGCCUUGGAAACUCUGUUGGAAGUAGUGACUCAGCUGAUCUUGAGCAACCCUCUGCCCUCCAAACUCAGUCCUCCAGGGAGGUUUGAGUCCCAGACAGGGUGGCCCGGGGGGGACAACACCCCUCCCUACAUGUGACCCACUGCCCACCCCAGGGUUUGCUGAGGUGACAGGCCUAUGAAGUGUGGGGCUAGUGCUGGCAUGUGGCUGGGGCUCAAGGCACUCGGGGGGAAUCCAGAGGUGGGACCUGUGGUGGUGGUGUCAGGUGUCCCCUCCUCCGCUACCCAUGACACACAAAACACAGAUGACUAUAGCAGUCGGUGGCUUCACAAGCCAGCCUGUCUCUGCCAGGCAGAUUUGUUAGUAAAAAGGUGGUUGGAAGUUUCCAGACCUUUCUCCACCUCCUCAUCUGCAGCACAGCACAUUGAGAGGCAGGAGUUCUAUGCAGAGGGAGCAAAAGCUUUCCUCUUUGCUCUCUACACACCCCUCCUGGCCCAGCUCCACCUACUAAAGCCCAGCUGCCCUUCCAUCCCUGGCUUCCUGUGCCAUUUUGCCCUUUGCCCGCCACCCACACUGCAGCAGCAUGAACGUGAUCUCUCUGCUGCCAACACACUUGUGCUCAGCUCUGGCCUUUGCUCUGCUGCCCUCUGCCUGGAGCAUCUCCCAGACUCUCUGCUCGAUCAGCUCAAGCCUCACCUCCCUCACUCUGGCCAGACCCAGUGGGGGGCCUCACAGAGCCCGCAAGGAAGUGUGUGUCGAAUGGAGAAGAGAACCCAUCCCGUCAAACCCGUCCCCCCGCCUCUCCCACUCAAGCCUUUGCUCAUUUUUGUAGCCGCACUGUCCUCUACCCUGGGGUUUCCUGGCUCCUCUGGCCCUAGACUCUCUUGCCACCGGCCCCAUGCUGCCCAGGCUUACUGCCCGGUGCCACCAGCUGCCGGCUUGUUUCCUAAGAGUUUUGAGCUCUCUGAGGGUGGGAGCCGCACCGAGGUUGACAGAACCCAGAACACAAGAGCUGUUUGUUAAAGGGUGAACACAUAAGCUAAUUUUCUGAAUUUGAAAGCAGCCUUGGUUGCAGUAGGGCAGGCUUCACGUGGCUGCAGUCAGCAAUAACUCGCCUUGGGCCCAUCCCCAUUGUAAGGACUCGCCUUGCGUCAUUUAAAAGUCACCUUAACUGGCGCUGCCCAGACUAGCAAAUAAGACAGGAUGGCUAAAGGUGACCCCAAGAAACAAAAGGGCGAGAUGUCUGCUCAUGCCUUCUUCAUGAAGAGCUGCAAGGAGGGACAUGAGGAGAAAAUCCCAGAUCCCUGUCAAUGUUGCUGACUUUCCCAAGUGCUCCAGAGAGGUGGAAGAAGCUGUCUGGGAAGAAGUCUACAUUUGCUGAAGUGGCAAAGGCAGCUGCAUACGCUGUGAGAAAUGAAGGAUGAUGGAUCGGCUGAGGGAGGCAAGAAGAAAGACCCCAAUUCCCCCAAAUGGCCACCAACCGAGUUUUCCCUGUUCUGUUCAGAAUUCUGCCCCAAGAUCUAAUUCAUGGACCCUGACGCCUCUGUCUGAGCUGUAUGAAGAAGCUGGAUGAGAUGUGGAGCAAUUUAUGGAACAGUGAGAAGCAGCCUCAUAGCCUCACAACCAGGCAGGGAAGCUGAAGAAGUGCGGAAAGUGUGUCACCUCCUGCGAGUCAAAAGGAAAGUUUGAUGGUACCCAGAGUCCCGCUAACAGUGGCACCAAGAGUCCUACUAGCGAUGGCACCGAGAGUCCUGCUAACGUUGCUAGGAAGAAGGUGUGGAAAGGGGAAGCUGGAAGAUGGGGAUGGGAUCAACCUGAAUGACAUCGAGAAGGUCCUCCCGACCUGGCAGGGCUACCACCCGCUGCCCCACGAAGUGGAGAUUGCGCACACAAAGAAGCUGUUCCGGAGGAGGAGAAAUGACCGAAGGCGACAGCAGAGACCUCCAGGAGGGAACAAAUCCCAGCAGCACAGUGACCACCAGCCGGGUAGUGCCAAACACAACAGGGACCACCAGAAAUCCUACCAGGGGGGCUCGGUGCCCCACCCCUCAGGGAGGCCCACCCACCACGGCUACAGCCAGAACCGGCGCUGGCACCACAGCAACACGAAGCACCCCCCAGGGGACAAGGGGGAGGCAGGCACCCACCGCAAUGCCAAAGAGACCUUGACCAUGGAGAGCCCCAAACUUGAGGACGCCCUGGGGGACACUGGUCACAGCAGCCUCGAGCCCCCCCGCAGUCCUGAUGCCCCGGCCCCAGUGGCUUCCGAAAGGCUGCCCCCACAGCAGCCAGGGGGUCCAGAGGCCGAGACAAAGCGUAAAGACAGUAUUUUUCCCGAGCGCCUCGGGGAGCGGCCCAAAAUUACCCUGCUCCAGUCUUCCAAAGACAGGCUGCGGCGAAGACUGAAAGAAAAGGUACCGGAUGAAGUGACAGUGGAGACCACCAACCCUCAGCACAGCAAGAUGGACAAGCUGAUCGAGAUCCUGAACAGCAUGCGGAACAAUAGCAGCGAUGUGGAUGCCAAGCUCACCACCUUCAUGGAGGAGGCCCAGGACUCCACCAACUCCGAGGAGAUGCUGGGAGAGAUCGUACGGACCAUCUACCAGAAGGCCGUGUCCGACCGCAGCUUCGCCUUCACGGCAGCCAAGCUCUGCGACAAGAUGGCGCUCUUCAUGGUGGAGGGGACCAAGUUCCGGAGCCUGCUCCUCAACAUGCUUCAGAAGGACUUCACGGUGCGGGAGGAGCUGCAGCAGCAGGACGUGGAGCGCUGGCUGGGCUUCAUCACCUUCCUGUGCGAGGUGUUCGGCGCCAUGCGCAGCAGCACGGGCGAGCCCUUCCGCGUGCUGGUCUGCCCCAUCUACACCUGCCUCAGGGAGCUCCUGCAGUCUCAGGAUGUGAAGGAAGAUGCCGUCCUGUGCUGCUCCAUGGAGCUGCAGAGCACAGGCCGGCUGCUGGAGGAGCAGCUGCCUGAGAUGAUGACUGAGCUCCUGGCCAGCGCCCGAGACAAGAUGCUAUGCCCCUCGGAGUCAAUGCUGACCCGGUCGCUGCUCCUGGAGGUCAUCGAGCUCCAUGCCAACAGCUGGAACCCUCUGACGCCCCCCAUCACGCAGUACUACAACAGAACCAUCCAGAAACUGACAGCCUGACAGCCAGGGGGCCUGGCGGGCGGCCCGCGGGCAGCUGGGGCCCUAGUGCACAGGGCCAGAUGGACAGGCGGGAGGACAGAGAUGGCCCUGGUGGGAGAAAGAAAUGGGGAGGAAGGCAGGCAGAACCGGCGGCCAGCCUGGAGCCAGAAGGAAAAGGGAUCAAAUCCCUAAGAGGAGCGCCCCCCACCCGAGCCCCCAGCCAGCCCCGAGCAUGCGGCAGCUCACACCAAUACGGGAAGCAUGUUUCUUUUUCACAUUGGCCCCGGCCCUCGCCCCGCCUCACACCCACUCCCCCUACCCCCGCCCAUCAAACGUGUCCCCCGCAGGGCUUUGUGCUAGGGGUUUCAUCUCUGUCACUCCUCCUUGGCAGCCCGGCGCGCCGGGGUACUGCUUGGGUCAGAAAGGACCUCAGAGGCUGAAAAAGUGGGUCGGAGACGGGCUCUCAUUGUUCCUGCGUGCUGUCAGCCGCAGUCGCCAACUGGCAGCAGGCGACGCGUAGCAGAUGUCCGGGAGGACAAAGGCAGGCACGGUCCCCACCAGCCGCCCGUCAUUGACGGCCUUUGUCCGCCGUGGUCGAGCUGGGGGCCGGAGGCGUCCUGCUCUAACCUUCGCGCUCCUCCCUCCCAACUCCCAGUUCCUCCUCCCAUCACCCCCAGGCCUCAGGCCUCAAGCGAGGAGCAGGGAAGGGAGGUGGGGUUCCACUUGCACUCUUGUUUCACUGUGUUUUAUUUUUCAAAAGUCAGUCGCUUUGAAGUUUCCUCUGUCAAUGAAAAGAGCCUGCGAUGUGAUCACACAGUCAGCUCAGUGAGGACCCCCUGAUUAGUGGGAGAUCAAACCCAGCCCCCUCUGGAAGGAUUCUAGCCACAGACAGCUUGCCAGUAGCCAAUUAGGGUAAUUGGAAACUUCUGCCCCAGCGGGGGUCCGCGCAGGAGCCCUGUGCUCCUCAGCCCCUGGCCUCCAGCACCUCUGUUCUCUUAUUCUAGCUGCUCUCUCUCAAAGGGCUGUUCCUGGCACUGCUGGGAGUGCAUUAAACUCCAUCCUGGCCCCAGGCCUUGUGGUGAACAGGGCAGAGAACCAGGCCGGCAAAUGAAAGCCAAAACACUAGGUGACGUUUCCCCUUUCCACACACAGGUCUUGUCCUGAGCCCUUCCUAGGGUGGGGGGCCCACUGGCUCCCUAGAACUUGCACGUUAGCUAAAUGGGUUGUGUGGCUGUCCCUGGCCUGCGGCAGGCAGGAUCCAGAAGCCCAACCCUCAGCCGAGGUUGUCUGGCUCCAGGAGGGACUAGAGCUGGGCACUGCAGCCCCAGGGCUGUCUGCAAAGGGUGCAUUCAUUGAGUCCUGAGCAGGACAGUCAGGUGACCAAGUGGAGCUCCAGACAGAGCACUCCAGGCCGGGAGCAAAGCUGGGUGUUCUUGGAAGUGCCGGGUCCUGGGGAGCAGCAGCCCCUUUUCAAAUGGCCAGACAGGAGGAGGAAGCAGAUGCUAGGAGGCAGACUUUGGGUUGCCACAGGCAUCUGCACAACUCCAUCUGUGGGUGUGGAGCCCACGUUGUGAUGUGCCCCCAGAAUCCAGCUCCUUCCUUACUUGCUCCUUAGUCGAAGCCAGUGACUUCCUGGGUCACUGGAGGCCCCUGGCUGCAUUGUCCAGUCUAGCUGUCCAGGAGCUGAGGAUGGGGAGAGGGUUUCUGUGGGUCUGGGAGGGCAGGCACAGUGGAGUAGGAAUCAGCUUCCCCAGUACUCCCUGCUCUCCCCGUCCGGUGCUACCUGCCUUCCAGCCCCAGGGUAGGAGCCUGUGCCAGCCCCAUAAAGAACUUGUUGUGGACAAGGCAGGAGGCACAGGUUUACCUAGAACAUAGUCGCUUCUGCCAGGAAGCCCAUGCUGCUCCUGGCCAUUGCCUUCUCCCUCCGGCAUUCUCAAGCUUCUCUUCACCUGCCCUUAUCCCUCAGUUGGCACCUUGUACACCAGCCUGGGGCCCAGGGACACCAGGCCCCACCAGAGGGAAGAGCUCAGCUGAUAGUUGACUGCUCAGAGGGACAGCAGGGAAAUCAUGGUCUGGAGGAGUGAGGCAGCUCCAGACAUAUAGACAGCUCUGGGAAAACAACACCUACGUAAAAUGGGCCUUGCUUCCCUCAAGCGUGUGCGUGUGUGUGUGUGUGUGUGUGUGUAAGAGAGAGAGGAAGAGGGGAAGAGAGAGAGAGACUCAGCUAAAAAUGUGAGAGAAGCAGGACCCCAAAAAAAAGAGGCCCAGGAGUAGGGGAACAAGUCAAGGAGGCAGGGAGUAUUGGGGUUCUCUCCCCCUCCACUGAGCUCAGAGAGCAAACUUCAUGAAGGGACCCCAAACACAAGCACCGGGGGCUGAAGUAGCACCUGGGCACCGAGGGCUCUCCCCUCCCCCCAGAGCCCUCCUUGACACCUCAGGGCCCACCCCUCCUUGAUCGUUAGGACCAGAGUAUGAAGAAGUGAGAUAUAAAUAUGUAUACAUAUAUAAAUAUAUUUUUAAUUACGUGUCGUGUCACGGUGGCUCCAGACAUAUGGUUUGCGUAGUUAAUUCCAUUGCUUGAAAGCGCUUCCUGGCCCAUCCGAAUAUUUAAACUCUUUUUCUAAAUGCGGGUUGCUGCUACUUUUUCAGACAUGGCAGGAAAACGUUUUAAAAAACGGUUAAGGAAAUAACAGUAAAGCAUCAAGUCUGAGACUCUGAGGCAGCUCCCCAUGGGAGACUACUCAGACAGGAACUGGGGAGCAGAAAUGGGUGCCCCUCAAGCCCCCAUGCCCUCCCCAGGCAAGGUCCCCCUCUGCUGAGUGAGGAAGGCAUGUCCAAGUUGACCUCUGAAUGUAUCUGACGGGAGGCAGAACUGGAUAUUGCGUUUCCUAGGCUUCUGCUGUUUUCCCUCCUCGCCCAGUUUUCUUGGCGUGCUGAAGAGGCAAAGUCCGGCCAUGUGAUGUUGACCUUGUCUUGGUCUCUCCCCCCUGCCAGUCAAGACGAGGCAGCCAUUGUUUUCCUCUCAGGCAGCCGGCCUGCUCGUCACAGUCCUGUUCCUUGUUCCUGAGGCCUUGUGGCUUUGCCUGAGCCCUGGGACUGCAGCCCCAGGAAGAGUCCUGACCUUCCCUGACAAGGCGGGAGCCCCACCCCCUCCAUGGGGAAUGUGCACCCCCAAUCCAGUGGUGUCUGUUCAUCCUCCCUUCACCAGUCUGUAAGUCUUUAAGGUUUGGGGAAUGUCCUGUCCAUCCAUGUAAAUGUAAAUGUUGGCGGAGUUGGUAUUUAUUCUAAUUUUUAUUUUUAUUUUAUUUUCUCUGAGGGUUGGGAGGGGGGUGUGGGGAUUGUACCACUGAUCACGCCCUGGGCAGCUGCAAGGUCAGGAGCCCAGAGAGCCAGCUGGGCUGCCACGAGGAGAAGCCCCGUGGGGCCGCCCCAGACGCCAAGGCCCAGUCUGGCAUCAGAAACCAGCCAGUGUUCCUUGUGUGACUGCCUCUGGGCCUGCCCAUGGAGUCCUGUCCCUCAGCUGCCGGACACUCUGUUGGGAAACCUCUGGCUGGGCCUUUGAGGACACAGACCAGAAGGACGACAACACUGCUCUGCUUGGGACACUAGCACAGAAGCCACUGAGCCAGCUGGGAGCCUGUUGGCAGGACCUACCUCCCUGGAGCAUGGGCCUGGGGCUUCCCGCCAAAGCUGCAGUGGAAUCCUGCUCACGCGACCACCUUCCCUCCCUUGGUAUGUCCCGCUUUCCAGCUGAACCCAAACUACAAGUGGGUUUAAAAAAAUAAAACAACACCAAAACACAAAA
Molecule: messenger RNA, 7316 nt
Organism: Talpa occidentalis (Iberian mole)
Lineage: Eukaryota; Metazoa; Chordata; Mammalia; Eulipotyphla; Talpidae
Gene: CTIF
Product: cap binding complex dependent translation initiation factor
Exons: 8
Coding region: 2075-3532 (485 amino acids)
Biological process (GO): regulation of translational initiation
Cellular component (GO): cytosol
Molecular function (GO): RNA binding; translation activator activity; protein binding
Source: RefSeq, a predicted model, not a curated record